Molecule: messenger RNA, 2196 nt
Organism: Effrenium voratum
Lineage: Eukaryota; Dinophyceae; Suessiales; Symbiodiniaceae
Source: the annotation of a GenBank genome assembly
AUGGAUUGGGCAUUUACCUGGAAGGGACUUGAACUCAACGAGAUCCGACGGGUGAAGUGGUUGCCGGGUACCCUCAAGAUCAAGAACCGCCGGCAGGAGGCGCUAGACCCGAGCUGGGGCCCGGCCAAGGCCACGGCGCUGCUGAAAAGCUUGGCCACGCGCCGGGACCUGGUGCCGCCGCUUCUCACGGCGCUCAGACGUUCGCGGCUGCAGCUGGAUGAGUUCCACUACUCCGCGGCCAUGAGCAGUAGCGAGUGGGCAGCAUCUCUCCACUUCAUGGCCCAGUCGCAGUGGGAGAACGUCCGCCCCAACGAGUUCAUGUAUUCCUCCGUGGGCGUGCCAACUUGGCCCCUGGCCGUCAACUUUCUGGAGGAAAUGAAGGACCACCGCGUCUCUGAGACCUCCGUGUCUUUGAGCUCGUUGGUCACCGCCUGCGGCGCCGCGUGGCCCGCCGCCCUCGCCCUCUGCGCCGAUUGCGCGGCGGAGGUUCGGCGGGGCGCGCGGGCGGCGGCCAUGGCGGUGGUCGAGGGCGGCGGCCAGUGGCAGCGGGCCUUGGGGCUCUUCGCGGGCUCCGGCGAACGAGACCAGUUCUGUUGCUCGGCGGCGCUCAGCGCGUGCCAACAAGGGGCCCGGUGGCAGGAUGCCCUUCAUCUUCUCAGAGAGAUGCAGAGUGCGACCAUACGGCCCAACCUCAUCACCUGCAACGCUGCCAUGAGCACAUGCUCGAAGGCUGGGCAAUGGCAAGUGGUUAUGGCCAUGUGCGAGCACCUGAUGCUCAAGCAGGUUGAGCCCGGUGUCUGGUGCGCCACCGCGGCCACGGCGGCGGAGAUGGAUUGGCAGUUUGGGCUGAGAGUCUUGGCAUGGACGCUGGAGCAGGGCGCUCUGCUCUCUGGGGCUCUGGCCGGGGCCGUGCUGACGAAAGUCGCGUCAAAGGAGCGGCUGCAGCUGCUGCAGCGGCUGCGGGCGCGAUGGAACUUGCAGGAGCAGCUGCCUUCCUUCACAUCCGUUGCAGGCGCUGGCUGGGUGCCCCUUCUGCUACGUCCUGGCGUCUUCUUCGUGUCCAAGGCCUCGGGCCUUGCCACUGAGGCUUUGCUGCUGAGAGCUCAGCGCACCCUGGCGAAGGUUUCAGCAGUUCCGAUUCCGCGCCUCCGCUUGGUCUCGCGCCUGGACGCGCCCACCAGCGGCGUACUGCCGCUGGCGCUGGGGGAUGCUGCGGCGGAGUUUCUGCAGGCGCAGUUUACCGGGCGCUUGGUGAAGAAGGACUACGUCUGUCUGUGCGAGGGCAGAGGUCUCGGAGAGGCGGGCUCCAGCGGCCUCAUCUCCUCGCCUCUGCGCACCUUCGACCUGGGCGGCACCGCUUUUACGGAGGUGGCGCCGAGCGGAAGGGAGGCGCGCACGGCGUUCUUGGUGAAGGAGCGGUUUCAUCACGAGGAUCUGGAGCUGGUCUUCUUGAGGGUUCGGCCUUUGACCGGCCGCACCCAUCAGAUCCGGGCGCACCUGGCGUCUUUGGGCCACCCCAUCGUGGGGGACAUGACCUACGGCCCCAGCCGCUUUCGCCUCCCGCGGCUCUUUCUGCACUGCGCCGCGCUGCGGCUCAUCGACGCCUCAGGCGCUCCUGCGGCGGCCAAGGCGCCGCUGCCGGCGGAGCUGGAAACGGUGCUGGCGCGCCUGAGAGAAGCGAAGACGGGUGUGGUUGAUGAGUGGGUGUCCAAGCCGGAGCUGUUCUGCAUCAUCACGGCUCAGAGCGUAGAGAUUGGAGUCAUCGCGCUGCAGUCAGGCUUCCACAAUGUCAACUGCGGAUUCAUCCCCAGGAUGAUCAAUUUCGUGCAGAAGACGUGCCCCUCCGUGGCGCUCCUCUACGGCAAGCGACCGCUGCAGAGGAUUGCAGUCGGCGCGCAGAAGCAGCAGCUGGAGAUCCCGCUGGACGUGGUGGCGGACAUCCCCACGAAGGUGGACUCCAGCGUUGCUUACGUGGGCAACAAGUACAACGCCUUGCCCUGGAAGGACUUUGUGGACAUCAAGCUGGACGCUCGGAACUUGAUCGAGGCGGACGUGAAGAGCGCGCUCACGGACCUGGACUGGUUCGGCAAGGUGAACGCCCUGUACUGCGGCAAGGCCGCGGAGACGGAGAUGGAUGUGGCAGUGAAGACGCUGGGGUCCAUGAAGCCGGUGAAGUACCCCAUCGCCAAGAAGUGA